GGCUCUGAUUGGUCAGCGGGUAUGAAUGAGGUGGGUCUUAACGACACACCGUGUAAGCUACUGUUGAAAUUCCAGUGCUAACCAACUUUAGCCAGCUUGCUAACAUGUAAUUCAGCGAAUUUGAAGAACUACACUUACAAUGCAAUACUAGACUUAUAGGCAUAAAUAAUAUCUCAUUUCCAACAGAGUAAUACCGGAAAAAUCGUCUUAAUGUUUGCUACUGCGCGUGUCUCCGCUACUGCAACCAGGACAUGUCCAGUUAGCCCGAGCGCAGCAAUCGCUGGAUAACGAACCUGGCAAGCUAACCAGCCAGCCCGUCUCUACUGGGUCUGCGUUGAGGGAUUUGAACAGGUUUCGUCGCCCAGAGGACAGUGAAAGCCGGAUGCUGUGACUACCAUGAGUCCCGCAGGCUGCCCCCAUGUCAACGGCUUCAAAGUGGACAACUGGAAGCAGAACCUGAGGGUUAUUUAUCAGUGUUUCGUGUGGAGCGGUUCAGCCGAGACCAGAAAACGAAAGGCCAAGUCAUGUAUCUGCCACAUGUGCGGCGCCCACCUCAACAGACUCCACUCCUGCCUCUACUGCGUCUUCUUCGCCUGCUUUGCCAAAAAACACAUCCAUGAGCAUGCCAAGAGCAAAAGGCAUAACCUAGCUAUUGACCUGCUGUAUGGAGGAAUUUACUGUUUUAUGUGCCAAGACUACAUUUAUGACAAAGACAUGGAACAGAUUGCCAAAGAGGAACAGAGGAAAGCCUGGAAAAUGCAAGGUAUGAAAGCACAUAGCCGCACCACACAAUGUUGCAUACACACCAUGCCAAAGUUGCGUGAUGUCUCCCUUGAGCGUUACAGCUCUCGGUCCAAGGGUUGCAGCGAAGGAUGCAAUGCUUUGAAUGUGUGUAUGUGUUUGUUUGUUCCAGGCAUAGGGGAGAAAUACUCAACGUGGGAGCCCACUAAGAGGGAGCUGGAGCUGCUUCGCCACAACCCCAAGAGGAGGAGAAUCACCUCCAACUGUACUAUUGGCCUGCGAGGUUUGAUAAACCUGGGCAACACGUGCUUCAUGAACUGCAUCGUCCAAGCGCUGACACACACGCCGCUGUUGCGUGACUUCUUCCUGUCCGACAGACACAAAUGCGAGAUGCAGAGCAACUCCUGUUUGGUGUGUGAGAUGUCGCAACUCUUCCAGGAGUUCUACUCAGGCCACCGGUCGCCACACAUCCCCUUCCGUCUCCUUCACCUGGUGUGGACCCACGCUCGUCACCUGGCCGGCUACGAGCAGCAGGAUGCCCACGAGUUCCUCAUCGCGGCGCUAGAUGUCCUGCACAGACACUGCAAAGACGACAACGGGAAGAAAGCCAACAACCCCAACCACUGUAACUGCAUCAUCGACCAAAUCUUCACAGGGGGCCUGCAGUCUGACGUCACCUGUCAAGUCUGCCAUGGUGUCUCGACGACCAUAGAUCCAUUCUGGGACAUCAGCCUGGACCUGCCGGGCUCCUCCACCCCGUUCUGGCCCCUCAGCCCCGGAGGAGACGGAUCAGCACUUAACGGAGAGAGUCACACCACUGGAGCCACGACACUCACAGACUGCCUGCGCAGGUUCACCAGGCCGGAGCACCUCGGCAGCAGCGCUAAGAUCAAGUGCAGCGGUUGCCAUAGUUACCAGGAGUCCACCAAGCAGCUGACCAUGAAGAAGCUGCCCAUCGUGGCCUGUUUUCACCUCAAAAGGUUUGAGCAUUCGGCCAAACUGCGGCGGAAGAUCACAACUUACGUCUCCUUCCCGUUGGAGCUUGACAUGACACCCUUCAUGGCCUCCAGUAAAGAAAGCAGGAUGAAUGGGCAGUACCAGCAGACCGUGGACCCCUUCAACAAUGACAACAAGUAUAGUCUAUUUGCAGUGGUGAACCACCAGGGGACGCUAGAGAGCGGCCAUUACACCACCUUCAUCCGCCAGCACAAGGACCAGUGGUUCAAAUGUGACGACGCUAUCAUCACCAAGGCCAGCAUCAAGGAUGUCCUGGACAGUGAAGGGUACCUUUUGUUUUAUCAUAAACAGUUCCUGGAGUACGAGUAGCUCCAUUUAGCGCAGCCUGCAGGAGGAGACGAGGGAUGACGCAAGGAUUAGUUGCAUGGGAAAAGGUAACAGAGUGACAAACGAGGCAUGGAAGCAGAAACACAAGCCUACCUGAAUCACUCUAAAUCGCAACUUACUACUUACUCUAACAUGGAUCCACCCUGACUACAUACUAAUCUAGCUCCACUGUGCAACAUUCAAGAAAGAACUGAUAGUGCAAAUGUGCAAGAACCAAACAAAAUGCAAGAGAUUUGGAAGGGAGGAGGUUUGUACGGGCCCUGAAGGAAUAAUGCAUAAACAGUUUUUCACUUGAAUUCAUGGGGAUGAAGAAGAAAGCAGCUGCUGUAAGAAAGAAAUGACUGCAGAACUAGUCUGUAAUUGAUUUCAGACAACAGAGGAUUAGUGUCACAUCCUUACUUUCCUCUCCUUUUCAGACACAGACAGAAGGGCAGAAGGUUACUUUAAACCUUACUUUAGGUUUACUUGAUCACAAAUGCUGUUCCUCACCAUGUUUCAUGCUCCCACAGCUGCAGUUAGCGACACCUGAAGGUGCAAACGAGCAGAGUCGUGGCCUUCCUCAGGCAUCGGAGGCUCCGCUUUAGCGAAAACCGGCAACUUCCUGGACACAAGCACACUUGUCUGACACACCCACACUCCUCCAAAUGACCAAAUAUUUCAAGGAUGGAAGUUGUCUUAUUAUGCAUUUUUGUUCAGAAUGCAAAAAGUUAAAAAAAAAAAAUCACCGGACUAAUGGUAUUAUGUACAUUGUAUAGAGAGACAGUUAAUUAAUUACUCAUGUAGUCGUCAGUCAGAUACUUUUAGGAUACACUGUCUUUAACGAGGAGUUAAAGUUUUCUGCCUCUCUUGCUGCUUCCAAUAGUCACGGGGGAAAUAAAUUACACAGUGAAUAUUAUAUUUUUAUACAUACUGUAAUUAAAUCGUUUGUUUAAGGUUUUUGCAUUCUCCCUAAACUCUCACAUUGUUUGUCUGUGUUACAUUGUGCCGUCAAUCAUGUUUUUUUUUUUUGUACACACAAAAGCAAAAAUAGUGCUGAUAACGUUUAUGAACCUGCUGCUACGGCAGCUUCAUUUACUUUCUUUUAUUCUUUCUGUUUAAUUUGACCGCAAUUUGUUAAUUUUUUUGCCGUUACAGAGGCCUAUCCUCCAUGUUCAAGAUACGUUGUCGUGAUGCUGUUUCAGGUAAAUGGCAAAAAAAAAAAAAGAAAAGAAACAAAGGAGUAUGUAUAAUGGGUCAGAAGCUCGAUCCUGCAGUGUUAACCGUCGGCCGCAUGUUGCUCUAAUUCGGUGUGUUUGUGUGUGUGUGUGUGUGUGCACGUGUAUGUGCCCAAGAAAGGGGAUGAAAAAAAAGCUCAGCGUAGGUGAGUUUGUAUAAACUGUGUUAUUUGCGCGUUAAGAGAAAAAAAAAAGUGUGUGUGUGUGUGUUCCCGUUUGUAUGCACGUGUGUUGUGCGCGUGCGUAUGUACCGUAUGUUCGUGUACUGAAUCAGUACUUGCAUUCAGCAUGCCGUUUGAGCUGGGUAUCGCAGUUUGAUAGGAGUUUUUUUCCACAUGUUGAUGAUGUAUGUAAAAGUAUAUAUGUACAGUUUGUAUGUAAGAGACAAAAAUGGUGAAACCUCAAAGUCAAUUUGUUCUUCUAUAUCGCUGGAUCCGGCCACGGGGUCGUAAUCAGAAGAAACUUUUGUCUUGACCCGGUCAGUCAUUCCUCGCACACACAUGUAACUGCUGCAAGAACUGGACACAGUGAUGGAACGACACUCAAAUAAAGAAAAUCUAUAUCUGUAAA
Epinephelus moara (kelp grouper) is the source of this 3869-nucleotide messenger RNA. RefSeq names its product ubiquitin specific peptidase 22 (gene usp22). Gene Ontology annotation, molecular function: zinc ion binding; cysteine-type deubiquitinase activity. Gene Ontology annotation, biological process: protein deubiquitination. Lineage: Eukaryota; Metazoa; Chordata; Actinopteri; Perciformes; Serranidae. Bases 397 to 2067 code for a protein of 556 amino acids. The transcript is spliced from 12 exons. The record is from RefSeq and is a predicted model, not a curated record.